AUGGGUGCAGCUAAGCCACCAAGAUGUGCAUAUUCACGUGUUCAAACUGAACGACAAAAGACCGACGAUGACCCAGGUGGUCUGCAUUCAAUCAUCGCCGACAUGGUUGCCAACCCUGACGUUGUAUCUGCCGAGGAGGUGCUAUCGAGAAAGUAUGACCAGUGCUUGUCGAAUGCGGUUGUGAAGGCGGGCAUGGGGAUCAGUGUUGGUGUUGGUUUGUCUUUCUUAUUUUUCAAACGGAAAAUGUGGCCCAUAGCAAUGUCAACUGGUUUCGGCUUGGGUGUUGCAUAUGAACAGUGUGCAAGGAGCUUCAAUCCACGCCGUGAGUUAGGUCAAGAAUUGCGAAAAGCAUCCGACCUCGCUGGCAAGCCAUAAUGAUGACAUGACAGC
Messenger RNA from Spizellomyces punctatus DAOM BR117, 390 nucleotides. RefSeq lists its product as uncharacterized. Lineage: Eukaryota; Fungi; Chytridiomycota; Chytridiomycetes; Spizellomycetales; Spizellomycetaceae. The record is from RefSeq and is a predicted model, not a curated record. The transcript has 4 exons. The coding region runs from base 1 to 375 and encodes 124 amino acids. Gene Ontology annotation, cellular component: mitochondrion; MICOS complex; mitochondrial inner membrane.